AGUGCUCGUCGCUAGUUUUAAGACUUUUUUAGGUAGUUUUACUCCAAUAUCACAAGCAAUAAAUGUGCAAAAACUAAGAAAACCUCCUGCCGUCACAGCAAACGGCCCCCAAAAUGGAAGAUAUUGACAAUAUUGUGAUCCAUACAUUGAAACAAAUUGGAUGUUCAUUGGAUGACGACAUCUCGACGUUAUCGCAAUUCACGCCCGAAAUUCUCGUGCAAGCAGUUUCCAAAUGUCUCUCGUUAAUCAAUCCAGCGUUAGAAAUCCCAAAGACUCUGCCUCCGGGAAUGGCUCAGCGAUAUGCCGUGACACAAAAACUCUCGGAUGCCGUAAAAUCUGUCGGUUUUCGGGGCGAUAUCGGAUACCAGACGUUGUUGUACUCAAAUACAACGGAAGUUCGUCGCGUUUUGAUGUUCCUCGUGGAAAAUUUGCCGAAAGAAGCGGAAAAAAUUGUGCCUGUCGCGGAUGAUGAGGACCCAGUGAGACGAAAACGAGCAGAAAUUAACUCCAAUAUCGCAGCUCAGUUGAAUUCCGCAUGGGUUCCGGACUUUUGUAAGCGCUCCAUGUUCUACAAGACACCAACGGCAGCGACAAACAAACAAUUUGCGCCGAAAAACUUGACACUGCCAUACAUGAGAGUCAGUCAGAAGCAAAUUACCGAAGAAAUUAAGGAAUAUUGGCGCACGCAUUCGCCGUCGGUGUUUCAACAAACCGACAAACGUACCUUGUUGCCGUCGAUAUUGCAGGAAAACGAUAGGAAUUUAUUUGCAGUGCCUACCUCGAGCUCUUAUGAUAGCUUAAAAGUCAUUGAAAGAACGUUUAGUAAGUCGAGCAGUAUUGAUGGGUUGUCAGAACGAUCGGCAGGAACGAAAGCAGAGGAAAGAUUGGUCCAACAACUGAUUAAAAAUGAGGAAAGUAAGGAAGAAACGGAGAUGAAAGCUUUAAUUGAGGAAGUUGAGACCUUGAAAUCACUAAUUGACACACAAUCAUUUGAAUUAAACGAAGUCACGAGUGCUUUAGAUGAGAAAGAAGUCGAAAUUGGGGCAAUUAUGGAGGAAAUUAAAGCGAUCGAAGCGGAACAGAAGACUGAAGAUAGGUUGGAAAUGUUAUUAGAGGAUCCGGAAAAUAGUAUAGAGAAGUUGGAGGAACGUCUUGAGGCGAUGGCGGAUAAGAUGAAGACUCUGCAACGUCAAUGGGAAGAAGCAAAGGCUCCAAUCGAGCAGGAAUUAAAAGAUGCCGAAGAGAAAUACAAUCAACGAGAUAAAAAAAUAAUCGACGAAAUCCGUCGCAUCCGAGAAACGCAAGAAUCCCUCAUCGAAGACCUCCAAUCAAAAAUCGACACGCAUCAACAACUUUCCGCCCAACUUGAACGCAUUGGUCGCGGAAUCAUCCGCAGCGACUUCACAAAUCGCAUUCUCGAGAUAAUUUCCAACAUCAAGAAGCAAGAAAAGGACAUUGAAAACAUCCUGCGAGACACGCGACAACUUCAGAAGGAAAUCAACACGCAAUCCGGACAACUAGAUCGCGAAUUCACCGCCGUCGACGAUCUGAUAUUCAAAAGUGCCAAACACGACGACUACUCGAAACGAGCUUAUAAACUUCUGGCAACGUUACACGCUGACUGCACGGAAGUUGUGUCACUUGUCGAGGAAACGGGAACAAUAAUUCGUGAUAUUCGCGACUUGGAGGAACAAAUUGACGUGGAACGCAGCAAAAAUGUCGCCGAAAGUCUGGCACGAAUAACGGCGGAUUUGGAAGAAAUGGAAAAAAUGACGUGAAAAUGCAUUUAAAA
Messenger RNA from Culicoides brevitarsis, 1792 nucleotides. Its product is annotated as coiled-coil domain-containing protein 22 homolog. NCBI's taxonomy places the organism in Eukaryota, Metazoa, Arthropoda, Insecta, Diptera, Ceratopogonidae. The transcript has 3 exons. The record is from RefSeq and is a predicted model, not a curated record. Gene Ontology annotation, biological process: positive regulation of ubiquitin-dependent protein catabolic process. Gene Ontology annotation, molecular function: cullin family protein binding. Bases 114 to 1778 code for a protein of 554 amino acids.